AUGAUUCAAUUCAGUCUCCAUCGCCAAAACAAUCAUUUCGCGGUUUACUCGGUCAAUCAAGCCAAUGAUGGAUCUCCUUUCAACCGCGCUAAACUUCUCAACAUUGGCUUCGACGUUGCAAAAGAUGAUGGAUUCGAUUGCUUUUUCUUCCAUGAUGUCGAUCUUGUCCCCGAAAACGACAAGAAUAUUUACGAGUGCCUCGACACACCGAGACAUUACUCCGGAUACAUCGAUAAGUUCAAUUACAAACUGCCCAAUGAGUACUGGGGCUGGGGAGGAGAAGACGACGAUUUGGAAAGAAGAACAAUCGGUGGUGCCAAAUACAAGCUUGUUCGACCAUCACCGCAAAUCACGCGCUACAAAAUGAUCAAACACGACCACGAGACGUCGAACAAACCCAACCCCAAUCGAGUCAAGCUCCUCAAAGCUUGGAACAAACACAACCAAUUCGACGGGUUAAAUAGCUUGAACUACGAGCUAAUCGAGCGAAACAGCGAAGUUUUCUACAGAAACAUCACAGUUGACCUAAAAUACGAAGAAAGAAUACCCCUGCAAGAACUUCUCGGAAACGGAUAA
Oikopleura dioica is the source of this 576-nucleotide messenger RNA. The record is from the annotation of a GenBank genome assembly. NCBI's taxonomy places the organism in Eukaryota, Metazoa, Chordata, Appendicularia, Copelata, Oikopleuridae.